UUCAACAGGACCUCAGAUCGGUCAAUACAGCAGUCGUAGUGGUCGUUAAGCACUCCGGAUCGACGUCUAUCCGACCCCUCAACUGGUAACAAAUCAUGCGAGAGCUUCCGUUGUUAAUCUUUGGGGGUUUGCUUUUCUUUUCCCUUUCGGUACACAGUUUUUCGUCUAUCAAUACUCUUGCUUCUCUGAGGAUAAUAGUCGAAUUUCCCCUGAAAAUUGAAGGCCCUAACCAGGGAACAAGCAACUCUAUUCGACCGUUAGCUUGCGGGGAAAACCAACCAAAGAGCCAACAUGGCGUCAUGGGGAGGGGCAGAAAAGUGACGGUAAGGAGACUAAGUGACGGUACGGGUGCGGAUUUAAUGGUUAGUUCCACUUUGCGUCUCCACCCCCGGUCAUCUGCGAGGGAUUUAAAUCUGGCAAGCGCGGUACGUUAUGAUUGGAGUGAGAGAGGCAAAAAAACAAAAAGGCAAAGGGAGGCAAAAAGCCCAGAUAGGCAAUACUCACAUUUGAGACCACUGAUCUUAUCCCGUACUACUAGUUUCAAAAGGCGUGAAGUGUGUCAAACGGUGGAGCUGAGGUGAUCUUGGACUCAAUGAGGUCCCCUGCCAAUUAAGUAUAAAUUUCCGUUUUG
Aspergillus pseudotamarii is the source of this 631-nucleotide messenger RNA. RefSeq lists its product as uncharacterized. NCBI's taxonomy places the organism in Eukaryota, Fungi, Ascomycota, Eurotiomycetes, Eurotiales, Aspergillaceae. The transcript has a single exon. The record is from RefSeq and is a predicted model, not a curated record. The coding region runs from base 96 to 581 and encodes 161 amino acids.